This is a messenger RNA of Athene cunicularia (burrowing owl), 1067 nucleotides long. RefSeq names its product glycoprotein IX platelet (gene GP9). The coding region runs from base 80 to 664 and encodes 194 amino acids. NCBI's taxonomy places the organism in Eukaryota, Metazoa, Chordata, Aves, Strigiformes, Strigidae. The record is from RefSeq and is a predicted model, not a curated record. The transcript has 2 exons.
GUCAGCUCCAGUUGCUAGAUGUACUCCAACACUUCACCAAGCAGAGAAGGACUCAAGAGGAAAUAAGCAACGUUGGAGCAUGAACAAGACAGAAUUCAUCGUUGUUGCAGGAUUUGCCAUAUCAUUGCUGUUCCACAUGACCCAAACCGAAGUCUGUCCUCCCUCCUGCAAUUGUGAGUCACUGGGAGAAAUGAAGGGUUUGCACAUAGACUGCAGCUCCAGGAAGCUGACGGAAGUGCCGGCCUUGCCCGUGAACACCAAGAGGCUUUAUCUACAGAACAACAGCCUGACCUCAGUUCCUCCUGGUGUCCUGGACAGCUUGCGUAGCCUGGAGGAAGUGAAAAUAUUUGACAAUCCUUGGACCUGUGACUGUCAUAUUCUGUAUCUAAAACUCUGGUUAGAAGACGCCUCUGCACCCUCACUUGCAGACAUCAGAUGCGCAACCCCAGCUUCCGUGAGGAUGAAGCCCUUGGGGCAGCUGACUGGGAAUGAGCUGGGGGUUUGUAAGAGGCUUCUCCCAGUCAAGUGUCUUGAGUUCUUUUGGAGAGACCUCAUUUUAAUUGCUGGAGCGAUAGUUACACUUCUUUUAGUAGCAUGGGCUCUGAAACUCUCAAAAAAGCUGGUCUGCCAGAUAAAGUUAAACCAACAUAACUCAAGGGGCUGACUGCUGGGGAGAUGUACCUCCAAAACCCACAAGAGAAAAUGAACUGUUCACUACUUCUAGCUUGAACAGAAAUAUCGAACUAUCCCACCACAAAAAAGCACAUGCACUGGCAACACUCCUUUUAAUGGUGAGCAUGCUACAAACAGAUCCCAGCGCUCAAAGUCCGGGUCCUCAGAUAGGCAAAUUUCAUUUAAUCCUUUCCAAAAUAAGCUUGGUGAUGUAUUGACAGGCAAGUUUCAUUCUGCUGCCAACUAAUCAUAUGAAAAACUUUCUAAAUUUAAAAAAAAAAAUCAUUUUACAGCAUUUCCCCACUGAAUUCUCAGCUCUUAUAGCAAGAUGUCCCCAAAUCCUACACUUUUUAAUAUAUAGAGAAGAACACCAAUUUUACUAUUUUAGCAAUUUU